Molecule: messenger RNA, 6902 nt
Organism: Contarinia nasturtii (swede midge)
Lineage: Eukaryota; Metazoa; Arthropoda; Insecta; Diptera; Cecidomyiidae
Gene: ed
Product: Down syndrome cell adhesion molecule homolog
Exons: 8
Coding region: 2264-6055 (1263 amino acids)
Biological process (GO): cell-cell adhesion
Cellular component (GO): cell-cell junction
Molecular function (GO): cell adhesion molecule binding
Source: RefSeq, a predicted model, not a curated record
UUCGAAUUGAGUGGUACACAUCAACCAUGCGGUUCGGUUAAACGAAAUAAACACACAAUUUUUACCUACUUGACUGAAUAUACUGUGAAAGGUAGCGCGUAUUUUAACAACAACCAACUAAAUCCAGCUACAACAUCGACAACACGUCGGUUAACCAUACAAAACUCAAGUGGGUUUUGUAUUUGAGUUUUGUUUUUUUGUUUCAUCAGAGAAAAAAAUCAUCAUCGUUCAUCAAUAGCAUCGAUCGAAUGUGAUUUUUUUUUUAAAAACAUCAUCAAUAUUCGAUCACAUUUAUUGUGAUUCGAACAAAACUAUUUAAAAGCAGUGUGUCUGUGCUUAAUGUGGUAAAGCAACAAAUUUAAAUUUUCACAAAUAUAUAAAAUAAAAACGUGUGUGUAUAUGUGACACCGUAGAUCCAAUGGUAACAAAUCAAGUUUAAAGCUGAGUCAACGGGAAACCAAAUGAACCGCUAAAUCGAAAGAGCAAACGUAAAAUAAAAGAAAUAUGAGUGUUUAAACAGAAAUUUGUUUAAAUAUGAUUUAAAAAAAGCAAGCAAAAUUGAAAACAAAGUGUAUAAUAUUUUGUAUGUCAAAAUUGAGUAAAAUUGUAUUGAAUCAAAGAAAAUUGUAUUCAAAAAUUGAACCGUUUAUCGGCGAUUGCAAAAUCUAAUAUAAAUCGCACAAAACGCUCAUGCUCAUCGAAGAAUAAAACGAAGAAAUAUUGUGUAAACAAUAGAAAACGAUUGAAUGUGUAUUUUUGUGUGGAUGACGUGCACGCGAACGAAUGAAAUACAGAGAAAUACCGAAAAGUAUCUUAUAAUCUAACUAUUUAACCAAGUGGAAAUAAUUUUUUGUUGUGCGAACAGCAAACAAACUAAACAAAGCCAAUUUUUAACGGCAUAUACUGAUACAUCCAAUUUUUAUUCCUCCAACUACAAUCAUUUCCACGAGGAAAUCAAAUUGAUACAUCAAUUACACAAUAACUGCGCAAAACUCUAUUCUUUCGUGCGGAAAAAAAAUAUAGUGUAUGAUUCACAAAAUUCCAUAAAUCGCGUUAAAAACAAGAAAAAGCACACACACAGCAAGAGAAAAAGGUGACGGAAUUAAAUUGUGAUACGCGCAAAUAACUGUCGUCUUCUCCAACGUCGACUGUUUCUCUUAUUUCAAUAAACAACACAAACAGUGACACACUUAAGAUUGCCCAAGAGACGAGCAAAGCGUACAGAUUCAUCUUGAGACACACACACACAGAAAAAAAACGUGUAAAUUAAGAAGAAAAAAUCGUCAACAUAUCGUGCUUGCUCAUAAAUCAAACAAUUUGCUUGUGUAUCGUAAAACUGAUAAUCAAGUCUUUUGUGCAUACGAUUUGAAAGUGAGUGUUUGCAAAUGAAAUGCAUUUUUUUCACUCGACAAUGAUCUGACAAGAGUGUAUGCGAGAGUGACAAAAAAAAGAAACAAACACAGCCGCCGUUCGCUAUAGCUAUUUCUCUUCAACACCCAAUACAAUCGAAACGCAAAAGUGAGAGAGAGCGAACCGAUUUUACGACGGGAAACGACGCUUUAUGAAUUAGUUUUAUUGUACGAUUGCAAUUCGCAGUGAAUCAGAUUUUGUGUUUGAUGUUUAUACAUUUGAAAUUUUUGUGUUAGUUUUUCCAUUUGUAUGAGUUCUUAUUGUUUCAUUUUUUCGAAAUAUAAAUAUUUUGUGAUUGUGCAAAGAAAUUAAAUUCAUCAUCCGGUAAAUAAAAAGCUGUGAAUCAAAUCUAUCAACAACAAGUGAGCACACAAAAAAUAUAUAUAUCCAAAAACAGAAUGAUCAAUACCCAGAAUUGAUUUGUAAUAAAAACGGAAGUUAAAUGGACUAUAUUAUCGCAAUUUUGUAAUCAUUGACAAAUAAAUAAACUCACAAAAUCUAUUGAAAAUUGUCAAACAGAUUGACAUUAUGUGCAUGAAGAGUAUUUAAAAAAAAAGCAAAUUAAAAAAUACACACACGCUUCACUGUGUUUACCGAAAAAGUAAGCGUAGGCGCUAUAAAUACGCUGGAUUAAGAAGAAAAUUGAUUUUUUACAAAGUGAAAAUCAAUUAAUUAACAUUUCACACAUUCAGUCAAUUUUAAAUCAAUAAACAGACUAAUGAAACAAUCGUAUAACCGCAUGUAUCGACAGACAUUUCUUUAAAUUAAAAAAAAAACUUAAACCAACACACAUUCGAAUAAAAAAAAAUCCACCGAAACAACAACGAGACAAACAACCCAUAAAUUCGUCAUUAUGGAUAUACGAAUCGAUAGCAAAAUGGAUUACACAACAUAUUUUUGGCUAAUUUUUGUAUCAGUUUUAUCGCUGGUAUCAGUGUCACAGGCCGAGGACUUAGUGAUGGAUACACGAGAAGGAGAGACCAUUUCACUGAAAUGUCGUUUCAGCGAACAGCACAAUACAAAUGAAUUCUCAUAUUAUUGGGCUCACAUCGGUGCAAAGUAUGAUAACGUGGCCAUUGGACAGAAUGCGCUCGCCUCAAAUUACAGAGUGGACUUCAAACCGGAGCGAGGAAUUUAUGAUUUACGCAUUGAGAAUACAUCGUACAAUCGUGAUAAUGGACGUUUUGAAUGUCAUAUCAAAGCAAUUGGAACUGGUGCCGAUGUCCAUCAACAAUAUUUCAAUAUUACAAUAUUGACACCGCCCCAACCGCCAAUGGUUGCUCCUGGCACCAUUGCCACUGCUACCGAAGACAAAAAAUUGGACUUGACAUGCAGCAGUAUCGGUGGUUCUCCCGAUCCAACCAUCACCUGGUACCGUGAAGGAAGUGCAAUCCCAUUGCAAGCACCAAUCAGCCGAGGCGGAUCAAAAGAUCGUCAAACCACAAGCACACUGUCAAUAAUACCACAAAAAGAUGAUGACGGUGCAAAGUAUCGAUGUGUCGUUUGGAAUCGCGCUAUGACCGAUGGCCAACGCCUUGAAACAACAGUCACAUUGAACGUUAACUAUUAUCCACGAGUUGAAAUUGGACCAGAAAAUCCGUUGCAAGUUGAACGAGACUCGACCGCUAAAUUGGAUUGUCAAGUUGAUGCUAAGCCAAAAGUGACCAAUGUUCGAUGGACACGAAACGGUCGUUUCAUCAGUUCAUCAAUGAUAUAUUCAAUUCCACGUGUAACCCAUCAAGAUGCUGGCAAAUAUGCUUGUGCCGCUGACAAUGGUUUGGGUAAAAUUGGUGAACGAGAAAUCAUGUUGGAUGUUUUAUAUCCGCCCGUUGUGGUUAUUGAGUCGAAAACACGCGAAACUGAAGAACAUGAAACAAUUAAUAUUAAAUGUAAUGUAACAUCGAACCCAGAACCGGUCACAAUUGAAUGGUUGAAAGAAGGAAGCCCCGAAUUUCGUUCGACUGGAGAUGUUUUGACGUUGCGAGAUGUUCGUGCUGAAAAUGCCGGAACAUAUGUAUGCCGUGCUAUAAAUAUUAUGAUGCCAUACGGUGGAAAGCGAGUUGAACGUGUCGGUAAUUCAACGGUGGCUCUACUGGUGCGUCACCGUCCAGGUCAAUCAUCAAUUAAUCCAAGCAAACCAAUUGUUCAUGUUGGCAACGGUGUCACAUUGACCUGUUCGGCAAAUCCACCUGGUUGGCCAGUGCCACAAUACCGUUGGUACCGCGAUUCAGACGGUGAAGUUCAAUCACAAACAAUUCUUGCACAAGGCUCACAAUAUGUUAUUCCACGCGCUCAUUUGGGAAGUGAAGGACGCUAUCAUUGUCAAGCGAUCAAUGAACUUGGACACGGUGAAAUGGCAACAAUUACACUUGAAGUGCAUCAACCACCACAAUUCACCGCCAAAUUACAGCAACAUAUGACACGACGAGUUGGCGAUCCAGAUUUUACGGCAACGUGCAGUGCUAAAGGAAAACCAAAACCAAUCAUCAAAUGGUUGAAAGAUGGCCAAGAAAUUUCAAUGGAUACAAACUUAUAUGACGCACAAACAAUCCCAACUGAAGGAUCAAAUGGCAUGGUAACGGUUCAAAGUACAAUUCGUUUUACUGGUAAAUCACGGCCGGGCAGCAAUCAAUUGAUUCCAAGUGAUCGCGGUCUGUACACUUGUUUAUAUCAAAACGAAGUUAAUUCGGCCAAUUCAAGUAUGCAUUUACGCAUCGAACAUGCACCUAUCAUCUUGCAUCAAUACAACAAAGUUGCCUAUGAUAUUCGUGAAAAUGCCGAAGUCAAAUGUAAGGUUCAAGCGUAUCCAAAACCAGAAUUUCAAUGGCAAUUCGGUGUGAAUCCAUCACCAUUGUCGAUGUCAUCAGAUGGAAAAUAUGAAAUAAACACAACCACCGAUAACAAUGAUGUGUAUACAUCAGUAUUGAAAAUCAAUCGUCUUGGUCAUCAAGACUAUGGUGAAUAUUUGUGCCGUGUCGUAAAUUCAUUGGAAACUAUUCGUGCACCAAUUCGUUUACAACCAAAAGGAUCACCCGAAAAGCCAAACAAUUUACGAGCCGAUGAUAGUACAUCAAAUAGCAUCACAUUGAAUUGGGAUCCAGGAUUCGAUGGUGGUUUGGCCAAUACAAAAUACUUUGUAUCAUACCGCAAAGUGCAAGCACCACAUGAUGACCAAGUGUUACCUGACUGUGAAACAAAUGUCAUUACAAAUACCGAUUGGAUGGAAUUUGAUUGUCAUCAAAAUGUACCAUGUAACAUAAAUCCAUUGGAUCAACAUCAAGGCUAUGUGUUCAAAGUAAAGGCACUCAAUACAAAAGGUUCGUCCGAAUAUUCAACCGAAAUUAUGAAAACCACAAAAGUCGACCACAUUCCAAUGCCAAUGCAAGUGGCAUUCAAUCCAAAAACACGUACAUUGGGUGUUACGGUUGGUCCAACUUGUUUGUCUUUGAUUGCAAUCGUUGAAUCAAUCAUCAACGAAGGCACACCGAUGGCCGCCUGGCAAAUUGUCGAAACAAUUCAAUUGCAAAACUCUGGCAACGGCAUUUCACACAAAGAAACGGUCAUCGAACAUUUGGUAACGGCACGCCGCAGCAGCGCCCGUUCACUUGGUAUUCCUGAUGAUGAUUUCCCACCACUCAACGAUGAUACAAAUCCACGAGUUCGCGUUAAGUUAUGUCUCCGCGCCAAUCAUGAACGUUGCGGCGAAUAUGCCGAAGCUGAAGUCGGCAACAAUUAUAUCGCUGAGGCAAAUGCGAUUGCAACGCCAACAUUGAUUGCAAUCAUUGUAUCCGUGAUUGUGUUCGUUUUAUUCAUUUUAUUGGUUUUGAUGUUCUGCCGUUGCAAGCGUAACCAAACGAAGAAGGGCACUCAAGUAAAAGACUACGAAAUGGAUUCAGUGCGACCAUCAAUUGUGGCACAACAAAAUCAAGCACCACCACCAUAUUAUCCAACAAGUGGAUUGGAAAACAAAGCACUUGAACACUCAAUGGAUUUAGCGUUAACUUUGGAAGAUCAGAAACAAGUUGUUUAUGCCACUCAAAACGGAUACGGAUACCACCCACAACACUCAGUUUCCAAUCAGCAAAUGACAAAUAAUGACUGGGCGAAUAUAGGUUACAUGGAUAAUAGUUAUUCAAAUUCGAACAAUGGCGGUAGCGUAAAUUCACAGGAUUCGAUUUGGCAAAUGAAAAUGUCAGCAGCUGCAGGCAAUCCAGCAAAUUUAAUGCCACAACACCAGUAUGUCGAUCAACAAGCAUCAUAUGGUUAUGAUCCAUUGGCUCAUGCCGGUUAUGGUGCCAUCGAUGAUUAUGCACCAUAUCCACAUUUGGCCGCAACACACAGUCAGCAUGGCGGUGACGAUUAUCAAACCAUGCGCAACAGUCAAAAUCCAUCACGUCAAGAAGUCUAUUGCAGCGAUCCAUAUGCAGCCGUUCACAAGCCCAAAAAACGGCUCGAUCAUUUAGAUUCGCCAUAUCAUGAUGUAAGCGGUCUUCCUGAAUCGUAUAUGGAACAAGUGAAUGUGGAUGAUCCGAAUUCGGCACCACAACAGCAUUUAUCACACAGCUAUGAUGAUGGAAUACAAGAGAGCGGUUAUUCGACGCCAAAUUCAAGAAAUCGACGUGUCAUACGGGAAAUCAUUGUCUGAGAACAGCCUCGGGUACGUUUUGCGAACUGAACGUGCCCAUGAUUAAAUUAAAUAUUCUAACUGACCAGUUCCAAAUAAAAUACAUUUUUUUUCGAAAAAUCGAUCACACACGACCAUCACCGCCAAUUUCGAAUUCGAUACGCAAACAUUGCACUCUGAAAUUGUUUUUGCAUGUUAAACUCCACCAAAAAUUUCGCAUCGGCGUACGAUUGAUUGAUAUAUGUAAAAGAAAAUAUAUAAAUUUAUCAAGUAAAACAAACACAAUAUUGCGCAAAAUUUAACUAUGUUCACUAGCUCCUAGGAAAUAUUACACCAUUUUAAACGAAUUGAUGAACUCAAAACAAUUUACUGGAAUAUUUUGAUAGUGAUUGAAAUGUCGGGAAAAAAGGUGAAAAUUUAAAAUAAAAUAAAGGCUAGGUGCAUCGAUUAGGCCAAACAACUGAAUGGACACCGACAUUUUUAUGUAUGUGUCGAAAAUGAAAAAAUAGUCUCUGUGUAUUAUGUAAUAUCUGCAACAAGAAAAAUGAAUAUUAUAUUCUAUUAGAAGAUUAAGGCAUUUUGAAGCGUCGGAACAUAAACUGAAUGUUUUUUUUUCUUGAAGAUUUGUACAAUGUAAGAAAUCGGAAACAAAAAUUUCACACUGUUAGACAAAAACAAAUUUGUUUAGCUUAAGCACUCACACACGCAUAGAGCGGAAUAGAUAUUUUGUAUUGUAAAAAAAAGCAUGUGUGACAGAAUUUUUUUCGGCCUAAAGUCAUUCAGUUGAUGCGAUUGCACCCUAAACAAUUUCUUCUUCCAUUUUUUAUAUAAUUUGAAAUUAUACAUACGAUGAUCUACAUUUUACAUA